AUGGAGGGUCUCUUCGCAGCAGUGUGCAAGAAGCGCAAGCGCCCUUCGGGCUGCGAGGGUGCUCCGAGCAACGCGCGUCGGGAGCAUCCCGCUAAGACUGGCAUCGAGGCCUCGCCGGUUCUACGUCUGAAUGUCGGGGGCAAGGAAUAUGUGACAUCUCUGAGCACUCUUCGAAGAGUAGACUCCGGCAUGCUGGCGAAGAUGUUUGGGAGCAAUCUGCCUUCCGCCACCAUCGGCGGGGCUUACUUUAUCGACCGUGAUGGGGAUCUCUUUCGCUUCGUCCUCUCCUACUUGCGAGAUGGAGCCGUGGAGCUUCCCAGCUCCUUCCAGGAGCUGCGCCGCUUAGAAAGGGAAGCCAGCUUCUUUCUGCUUCCGGGCAUGCUGCAGCUGAUUCGCUCGAAGAUGUCAGAGGUGCACCUGGAAGUGAGGCUUUUUGCAGAGCCCUUUGGUUGCACCGCGGAGCAGUGUAAUUGCGGGGACAUCCCGACGCGUUCAGCUAUGUCGAGCUGGAACAAAUGGAUUUUGCCAACGAUGACUAUCUUAAUCACCCUGUGCCACAAAAGAGACCGGAAUUCAAGUCUCCAUUUGCAGUCGAGCAUGUUUGCCUGCAUGCUGUCGUGCCUCGAGAAUCCAGUGACCGGUACGUGCGUGUAG
This is a messenger RNA of Symbiodinium necroappetens, 654 nucleotides long. The record is from the annotation of a GenBank genome assembly. NCBI's taxonomy places the organism in Eukaryota, Dinophyceae, Suessiales, Symbiodiniaceae.